This is a messenger RNA of Cladophialophora yegresii CBS 114405, 783 nucleotides long. RefSeq lists its product as uncharacterized. The record is from RefSeq and is a predicted model, not a curated record. The transcript is spliced from 3 exons. Gene Ontology annotation, molecular function: oxidoreductase activity. NCBI's taxonomy places the organism in Eukaryota, Fungi, Ascomycota, Eurotiomycetes, Chaetothyriales, Herpotrichiellaceae. Bases 1 to 783 code for a protein of 260 amino acids.
AUGACGUUCGCCUAUAAGAGAGUGCUCCUGGUUGGAGCCACCGCCGGGAUCGGCGCGGCAAUUGGAGAUCGUUUGGUCCGUGAAGGGGCCAAGGUCAUCGCAGUCGGACGACGACAGGAACGUCUCGACACAUUUGUUGAGAGGCACGGCAAGGACAAAGCCAGCGCUCUUCGAUUCGACAUCAGCGAAAGGGGCAAUAUCGACCAGUUCGUGCAGAACGUCACAAACACCUAUCCGGACCUUGAUUGUGUGUUCCUGAAUGCAGGAGUCCAGCGCCCGUUCGACCUAGCAAAGCCAGAGAUGGUCGAUCUUGCCGCGUUUCACUCCGAGAUCGAAGUCAACUUCUCGUCCUUUGUCGAUCUGACCAUGAAAUUUCUCCCAUUCCUACAGAACAAGGACACCGAGACGAGUCUGAUUUUCACUGGAUCGAACCUGGCAAUUGUGCCUGCAGCUAUGUUACCUGCGUAUUCGGCUUCAAAAGCAGCCCUGAAUGUUUUUGUUCUCUGUCUGCGCGAGCAAUUGAAAAGCUCAUUGGUCAAAGUCAUCGAGUUGUCGCCGCCUCCUGUUCAGACCGAGUUGCAUGAUUAUAUGGGUGCAGAUAAGGGGCGAAAGCUUGGUAUGCCGGUUGACAGGUUUUGUGACGCUGCCUUCGACGGUCUGCUCUCUGGCAGCGAUCAGAUCGUCAUUGGGUCCGUUGGUCCAGCACAGUUUUUCAAUGACAUUGUCGACAAGCGGCGGCAGACAUUUGAGAAUCUUGCAAAGAUGAUGAAGGAACGACACUGA